GCCAAAGGCAAUCUAAUGGAAUUUAUCGACGCAGCCCUGGAAGUAAAUAAAAUAAUAAAAUAAAAUAUUGUAAAUAAAAAGUACAAAUUGUUAGAGAAUCGCUUUAACAUGAAUUGUUGCAUCUGCCAGUUCAAUGUACGGGGUUCCAGGAAUAUACAUGAAGAGACAAUUGGACAACCACCUGUCCUGAUCAGUGAUUUGGUUCUGCAAUGCACGAAAGGAACUAACUAUGUCUUGACUGAGGAGAACUCUUCGAUAUGCAAAAAGUGCAGUGAAAAGCUGACUCGCUAUCACAAGUCGAUACAAAUAGCAAGAAAAUUGAGGAACGAAAUCCUUGAACUAAUCCGCAGUCCCUAUGUCAUAAAGGAUAUGAAGGCGAUAGCCAAGGACGAUGUGAAAGUAAAAGUGGAGCACAUUGACAAAUUCGAUGGAAAUAUUGUGGUAUCGGACGUAACCGUGGCUGAGGUCGAAGCGGAUAUAAUUGGCGAUGGGGAGACGGAUAUUGAUGACACUGUGAUUGUGGAACACUUGCAGCAUGGGUCACAGACAGUCACAGUAAUGGAUCCCUCUACAAUGAUACCGCCGGUGGAAGAGGAGCACACAGUAUUCACCAUAAAAGAUGUGGAAGGUGUUGAGGUGGAAACAGAAGCCGAUGGAGAGGAGGAAGAGUUUCAGUCAGCUGAUUUAGAAUUGGACAUCGAGAAUGAAAUCAUCAUAAAUGAGGAGGAGGAGCAAGUGGAGAACGACAUCGAUGUGCAUGUUGACGGCGAGGAGGUAAUUAUCAAACCAAUUUCCGACGAAGCCGAAUUCUACAAGGAAGACACCAUAAGUGAUUUCGAAGAUCAACUGGAUGGCACCAUCGAAUACAUUAUGUCCGAUACAGAGGAUCAAGAUAUCGAGCAAGAUAGUUCCGGCGACUAUACAGUUAACAUUCAAUGUCCCAGCUGCCCAGAGAAGUUCACAAGUCGUCGUGGAUACAACGCGCACACAAAGCGUGAGCACUUUCCUGGCUAUGUCUGUGAUCAGUGUGGCAAAACCUUACAAUCAUAUUCGGGCUUUAUUGGCCACCUGCAGAAUCAUGAGCCUGUCAAGCAAUUCGAAUGUCCCGAGUGCGGGGAACGCUUUAGCCGGAAGUUCCGACUGAAACAUCACAUGGCCUGGCACACGGGCGAAACACCCUACCAAUGUGAGGUCUGCUCCAAACGAUUUGUUCACAAGGUGGCCCUAUAUAAGCACAAAAUGAUCCACGACAAUGAAACGAAACGCUUGGAGUGCCAAGUGUGUGGUUUUAAGACGAGAACCAAGGCUCAUUUGGUGCGCCAUUCACGCUCCCACACCGGCGACAAGCCAUUCGCCUGCCCAGUUUGCAGUAAACGUUUCUCCCAAAUGUACAACAUGAAGGCCCAUCUGCGGGAGCACGAGAGUCCAGGCACGAAUCGUCAUCGACGAUUCCAUUGCCCCAAAUGCACGCAUACCUUCAUCAACGAACAGAACUAUGUGGCUCAUGUGCAGCGGGAUGACUGCACUCCGGUCUAACCAACGGAACGAAAUCGUCGAUGAAUUUACUUUUAGAGCAAUAAAUUCAAUAUACACGUAUAUAUAUAAAACAUAUAUAGAAUAAAUCGUUAUAAAUUACUUUCCACAAAA
This is a messenger RNA of Drosophila willistoni, 1647 nucleotides long. It is a transcript of the gene ZIPIC, whose product is annotated as zinc finger and SCAN domain-containing protein 31. The coding region runs from base 109 to 1536 and encodes 475 amino acids. NCBI's taxonomy places the organism in Eukaryota, Metazoa, Arthropoda, Insecta, Diptera, Drosophilidae. The record is from RefSeq and is a predicted model, not a curated record. The transcript has a single exon.